AUGUGGCGUCUCAAAGCCUUGGGUGCGCCGAAGGUGCUGCUUUUGGCAGUGCUGCUGACAAUUUGGACGGAGAUUCCUACGCAGAGCUGGCAGGAUGAAACUUCCUUCAGCUUUGUGGAAGUGUUUGCUGGCCAGGCAGAGGUUACUCGCAUGUUUCGGCUUACCAACCUUCCAGCAGCUAGAUUAGAUUUGAUCUACAUGGAUGCUGAACCUGGCCGGCAAAACCCUAUGAACUUAUUGUCUGAUGCUGGAAUGGGGACUGCUUUGGCAGCAAUGCUCCGGGGCAACAUUGAUGAAGGUUGGCUCACACAUUUCGGUCUGAAAUGUAGUUCCAAUACUGCAGUGAAUGCAGGGACCUCUUCUAGAUCAGUAUGCAGCUCCAUUGGCAAUACGGACUUUCAGAGUGUUCGGGAUUCAAACUGUUUGGGAAGCCGGACGAUUCUUCUGAUGAUGGUGGCAAUUUGCCUCAAUGCCUGCAUAAUGCUUGAGCAACCUUUUUCAAGCUUCUUUGAGUACUAUCCAAGAUGGAGAGACUUCAUGCGAAUGCUGCAAUACCAUGGGGGAUUGGGAGCUGUUCACAAAACAUCAUGGUUCAUGUACCACUACGGCCACGAGACACCGAAACGCAUGUACGCAUUUGCGAAUAGUCGACAUGUUGGACAGCUAAACCAAGGCCAAUUACUUGGGUGGAGUCAGAAAAAGCAAGUCCUGAAAGACAAGGGUAAGUCCAAAGAGUUGGUGGUGAGAUACCAGGAUGCCAAUGGAAAACAGCGAUGGAAGGGCAGUAGUCAGCUACGUAGUUCUGAGUGCUAUCCGCCAAAGUUUGGACUCAAGAUGGUGGAAAUCUUUCACGCCAUGAUCAAUGAGAAGAGUGGAAUGCCGCAGCUUCCACAACAAGUACCACCAGCUGAGACAACAUUUUCCAGCCUAGACUAUGAUGAUGUGUGGUCAGAAGCCGGGAUGAUAUCGGUAUGUAAAUACCUUCGGGGAGGGGUCCACUUAAGGAUACCACCAACCUUUCGAGAUCUCUUGCCCAGAAGGCUUUGA
Molecule: messenger RNA, 1047 nt
Organism: Cladocopium goreaui
Lineage: Eukaryota; Dinophyceae; Suessiales; Symbiodiniaceae
Source: the annotation of a GenBank genome assembly